AUGUGUAAUGUUCUGUCACUAGAUCCAGAACACAUGCCACCGCCCGCUCCAUCUGAAGCUAGACCAACAACAUCAUCUGAAAGAAAAGUUUCCGUGGCUGUUAAUAAUGAAGAUGAUGAAAGGUUUUAUACCGAAUAUGCAUUUAACGACACAAGAGAAAACCUUGCAAGUAAUAGAAAUAUUCGAAAAAUAUGUAACAAAAAAACCAAACCCUGA
Molecule: messenger RNA, 216 nt
Organism: Entrophospora candida
Lineage: Eukaryota; Fungi; Glomeromycota; Glomeromycetes; Entrophosporales; Entrophosporaceae
Source: the annotation of a GenBank genome assembly